This is a messenger RNA of Lactuca saligna, 710 nucleotides long. The record is from the annotation of a GenBank genome assembly. Lineage: Eukaryota; Viridiplantae; Streptophyta; Magnoliopsida; Asterales; Asteraceae.
GGGAAGCCAUAAUGCGUUUUAAUUCAUAAACCAAUUUGAUAAUAUUUUUUUUUAACAAUUUCCUUUUAUUUUCUUAGCAAUUACAAUUCGAAAAUGGGUUUCGUCAUUCGAGCUCUGCUUUUGAUUGGCAUGGUUGCAUGUAUCACCUCUGUUGCCCACGCCAUUGCUGGUCAAGCCACUUAUUACACUGUGUAUACUCCUUCUGCGUGUUUUGGUCCCGUAGACCAAGGUACGAUGAUUGCAGCAGCGAAUAGUGCGAUAUUCAGUAAUAAGGCUGCAUGUGGAAGGAGGUAUAGGAUAACAUGCACCGGUCCAUCAUCAUGCAAAGGCGGAAGUGUUGACGUUACAAUUGUCGAUCUUUGCCCAGGAUGUCCAGCAAAUGGAUUUGACCUUUCGCUAGAGGCAUUCUCAGUUAUUGCUGAUCCUAGUGUGGGAAGAAUCAACAUUGAUUAUACUGAGAUAUGAAAGUAAGAUUACGAAGAAAUGAAGAAUAAGCUUUCAUGGUUCGAUAAGCGACAGUGUCACAGUGAAAGGAUAAAUGUUGUAUUUGUCUUGUUUCAUGGACAAGGUGUUCAAGUUGGAAAAUAAAACUUCAUAUUCUGAUUUGUUAUAUAAGUAUUUAUAAUUAUAAUUCUUGUGCAGUAAAACAUGCUUGUCCUCAUGCUCGUUAUGUAUGGUAACUAGGAAUUGCACCCUAUUUGAUAUAGCGG